Messenger RNA from Cyclocybe aegerita, 1122 nucleotides. The record is from the annotation of a GenBank genome assembly. NCBI's taxonomy places the organism in Eukaryota, Fungi, Basidiomycota, Agaricomycetes, Agaricales, Hemipholiotaceae.
AUGUCUUUCCUCCAGCCACCACCCAAGCCCAAGAGCAAACUCGGCCUCUACCGUCUCUUGUCGCCGAACGCAGGUGUUCAUGUCUCUCCCCUCCAGCUCGGAGGUGGGAGCAUCGGCGACCAAUGGAGCCAAAUUGGGAUGGGGGAAAUGGACAAGGCGUCCAGCUUCAAGCUCCUCGACGCGUACUACGACAACGGGGGGAAUUUUAUCGACACGGCGAACCUCUAUCAGAACGAGAGCUCGGAGAUGUUCAUUGGCGAAUGGGCUGAAAAGCGCGGCAUCCGCGACCAGCUCUUCAUCGCCACCAAGUACGCGAACAGCUUCAAGAAGCGCGAAGAGGUCGAGCAACAGGUGUUCUACGCUGGCAACAGCGCCAAGGCACUGCACAUCUCGGUCGAAGCAUCGCUCAAGAAGCUGCGAACGACGUACAUCGACUUGCUUUACAUCCACUUCUACGACCAUGUUACGAGCGUGCAGGAGCUCAUGAAGUCGCUCCAUGCUCUCGUUCUCCAAGGGAAGGUGCUGUAUUUAGGCGUCUCGAAUGCUCCCGCGUGGUUCGUCUCGAAGGCUAACCAGUACGCACGGGAUCACGCCUUGACGCCGUUCGUGGUCUAUCAAGGCGCUUGGAACGUCAUGGACCAGUCUGAAGUAUUCGCGGCAGGUAUGGCGCUGGCCCCGUGGAAUGUGCUCGCCGGUGGUAAAAUCAGAACUGACGCUGAGGAGGAACGACGUCGCCAAACUGGAGAGAAGGGACGAACGAUUGUAGACCCGAACUGGGAGAGGAACGAGCAAGAGAAGAAGGUCUGCGCCGCUCUUGAGAAAGUUGCAGCCGAAGUCGGCGCUAAGCAUAUCAAUUCCGUUGCCAUCGCGUACUUGAUGCAGAAGACGACCUACGUAUUCCCCAUUCUCGGUGGUCGGAAGGUCGAGCACCUCCUCGCCAACCUCGAGUCUCUCGAAAUAUCUUUAAGCGAGGAGCAAAUAAAGUUCUUGGAAAGUAUCGUCCACUUCGAGCCUGGCUUCCCUCACUCCUUCAUUGGUGAUGGCUCUAAUGCCAACUUACUCAAGAUGUAUGCGCAUAUCGACAGAAAGCCUGUAGCCUCCCCUCUUCGGCCUUCUACUUAA